GCCCCGCGCCUCCCCAUGCCGCGUUCCAUUGGGCCCUGGCCUAUGGGCGGGAUCGGCAGGCGGGGUCUCGCGGCUGCCCAGUGCGCAGGCGCCCCGUCGGCUUGGGGGCGGGGCCGGGGCCGGAGAGGAGGAGGCCUGAGAGGCUGCUGGCGGCAGAAGCAGAGGAGCUCGGGAGGCUGGAGGUGUCGGGUCACUCGACUGCAGGGAAGCCGGCCCUUUGGUGUGAGGCCGAUUAGGCCACUGACCGCGCCCAUGACGUUCAAACGGAGCCGCGGGGACCGCUUUUACAGCACCUGGUGCUGCGGCUGCUGCCAUGUCCGCACCGGGACCAUCAUCCUGGGGACCUGGUAUAUGGUGGUAAAUCUGCUGGUGGGAAUCCUGCUGACUGUGGAGGUGACUCACCCCAAUGCAGUGGCCACUGUCAACCUCCAGUAUGAAGUCAUCGGGAAUUACUAUUCCUCGGAAAGGAUGGCCGAGAACGCCUGCGUCCUCUUCGCCUUCUCGCUGCUCAUGUUCACGAUCAGCGCCAUGAUGGUCUACGGAGCCGCCGCCCAUCGUGUCGGCUGGCUGAUUCCGUUCCUCUGCUACCGGCUUUUUGACUUUGUCCUCAGCUGCCUGGUCGCCAUCAGCUCGCUCACGUAUUUGCCAAAAAUCAAAGAUUACCUGGAUCAACUCCCUCCUUUCCCCUAUAAGGAUGACCUGCUGGCGCUGGACUCCAGCUGCCUUCUCUUCCUGAUCCUCGUCUUUUUCACCUUGUUCAUCAUUUUUAAGGCUUAUCUCAUCAGUUGUGUCUGGAAUUGCUACAAGUAUAUCAGCAACAGAAGCCUGCCUGAGAUUGCAGUGUACCCAGCCUUCGAGGCUCCUCCACAGUAUAUCCUGCCCACGUACGAAAUGGCCGUGAAGAUGCCAGAAAAGGACCCGCCCCCUCCUUAUAUCCCUGCCUGACAGAAGGAAGAAGACGUUUGUUAAUAAACACUACACCAGCUUUGGGGUCUGUUUGUAUUCUAGAAUCGGGCCUUAGGAACCACCCUGCGGCUCCACGUUCUGAUAGCAGCCUGUGCACACUAAGUCAUUUUUCUAAUUGCUUGAACCUGUUAUUUUAAGAGUAUUAUGGGGCGUUUGGGGAGGGGCAUUCAUUUGUAGAUCAGACUUUUUGUUUUGUUGUGGUUGGAUUUUGGGGUUAAAGUACAUUGAUUCCAUUGAAAUAGCUCUGGAAGACAAUCUGGGUGAAGCCAGAGCCUCAGUGCUGGGGAGGGGGUCCUGGGCAUUGGCCGUGCCUCCCGCCCCCCAUCUGGUGUCGGCCUGGGCACCACUUACCCUGAGACAUUUCCGAGAAGAAGGGAGGAAGAUGCUGGUCCUGGGUGGAGGCCCCCAGGCCUCUGUGAAUGCCCAGAGCACCCACAGCCAUGCCAAGGAUGGGCCUACCGAUGGCUGUGCGGCUCAAGUUUGUAUGUACCUCUCUCUUUAUCUCUGACAGAUGCAUCAAUAAACCUUUUCAAAGAA
Molecule: messenger RNA, 1503 nt
Organism: Phascolarctos cinereus (koala)
Lineage: Eukaryota; Metazoa; Chordata; Mammalia; Diprotodontia; Phascolarctidae
Gene: LAPTM4A
Product: lysosomal protein transmembrane 4 alpha
Cellular component (GO): lysosomal membrane
Source: RefSeq, a predicted model, not a curated record